This is a messenger RNA of Chionomys nivalis (European snow vole), 5224 nucleotides long. It is a transcript of the gene Nucleolin, whose product is annotated as nucleolin. The transcript is spliced from 14 exons. Gene Ontology annotation, molecular function: RNA binding. The record is from RefSeq and is a predicted model, not a curated record. NCBI's taxonomy places the organism in Eukaryota, Metazoa, Chordata, Mammalia, Rodentia, Cricetidae. The coding region runs from base 166 to 2310 and encodes 714 amino acids.
GGGCAGGCUCAGUCUUUUGCCUCAGACGCUAGCUGUAGCUGGCAGUCAGUCGUACGUGCUCCCGUGUCUUCAGUGCCCGCCGCUGCCGUCGAGUUCGCGUCGGUUCUCCCGGGCUCUUCUGAGCUGCCCACUCUACCGCACGCGCCGCCGCCGUCAUCCGCCACCAUGGUGAAGCUCGCAAAGGCCGGCAAAACCCACGGUGAAUCCAAGAAAAUGGCUCCUCCCCCAAAGGAAGUGGAAGAAGAUAGUGAGGAUGAAGAAAUGUCAGAAGAUGAAGAAGAUGACAGCAGUGGAGAAGAGGAGGUUGUCAUCCCUCAGAAAAAAGGCAAGAAGGCUACAACUCCAGCAAAGAAGGUAGUUGUUUCACAAACAAAAAAGGUUGCAGUUCCCACACCAGCUAAGAAAGCUGCUGUUACCCCAGGUAAAAAGGCAGCAGCCACACCAGCCAAGAAGGCAGUCACACCAGCCAAAGCAGUUGCAACACCUGGUAAGAAGGGAAUCGCACAAGGAAAAGCAUUGGUAGCAGCCUCUGGUAAAAAGGGAGCUGUCACACCAGCCAAGGGCGCUAAGAAUGGUAAGAAUGCGAAGAAGGAAGAGAGUGAUGAAGAUGAGGACGAUGACGAGGACGAUGACGACAGUGAUGAGGAUGAAGAUGAGGAAGAAGAGGAUGAAUUUGAACCUCCAGUAGUGAAAGGAGGGAAGCCAGCAAAAGUAGCUGCUGCUGCUCCUGCUUCAGAGGAUGAAGAUGAGGAAGAUGAUGAGGACGAUGAUGAUGAUGAUGAAGAAGAAGAUGAUGACUCUGAGGAAGAAGCUAUGGAGAUCACACCUGCUAAAGGAAAGAAAGCUCCUGCAAAAGUUGUUCCUGUGAAAACCAAGGCUGUGGCUGAAGAGGAUGAUGAGGAUGAUGAAGAUGAUGAGGAUGAUGAUGAAGAGGAGGAAGAUGAAGAAGAGGAUGAUGAAGAUGAAGAAGAGGAGGAAGAGCCUGUUAAAGUAGCACCUGGAAAAAGGAAGAAGGAAAUGACCAAGCAGAAAGAAGUCCCCGAAGCCAAGAAACAGAAAGUAGUGGAAGGCUCGGAAUCAACAACACCUUACAAUCUCUUCAUUGGAAACCUUAAUCCAAACAAGUCUGUUGCAGAAUUAAAAGAUGCCAUCAGUGAACUUUUUGCUAAAAAUGAUCUUGCUGUUGUGGAUGUCAGAACUGGUACAAAUAGGAAAUUUGGCUAUGUGGACUUUGAAUCUGCUGAAGACCAAGAAAAGGCCUUGGAACUCACUGGUUUAAAAGUGUUUGGCAAUGAAAUUAAACUAGAAAAACCAAAAGGAAGAGAUAGUAAGAAAGUUCGAGCUGCAAGAACACUUUUAGCAAAAAACCUUUCAUUCAACAUCACUGAGGAUGAUUUAAAAGAAGCAUUUGAAGAUGCUGUGGAGAUCAGAAUGGUUACCCAAGAUGGGAGGUGUAAAGGGAUUGCUUACAUUGAAUUUAAGUCUGAAGCUGAUGCACAGAAAAACCUUGAAGAGAAGCAGGGGACAGAAAUUGAUGGGCGAUCUGUUUCACUCUACUACACUGGGGAGAAAGGACAACAAAGGCAAGAAAGACCUGGAAAGAAUAGCACUUGGAGUGGUGAAUCAAAAACUUUGGUUUUAAGUAACCUUUCCUACAGUGCAACAGAAGAAACUCUUCAGGAGGUAUUUGAGAAAGCAACUUUUAUCAAAGUGCCCCAGAACCAACAAGGCAAAUCUAAAGGGUAUGCAUUUAUAGAAUUUGCUUCAUUUGAAGAUGCUAAAGAAGCUUUAAGCUCCUGUAAUAAAAUGGAAAUCGAGGGCAGAACAAUCAGGCUGGAGUUACAAGGACCCAGGGGAUCAGCUAAUGCAAGAAGUCAGCCAUCCAAAACUCUGUUUGUCAAAGGUCUUUCUGAAGAUACCACUGAGGAGACCUUAAAAGAAUCAUUUGAGGGCUCUGUUCGUGCAAGAAUCGUUACAGAUCGGGAAACAGGUUCCUCUAAAGGGUUUGGUUUUGUAGAUUUCAAUAGUGAGGAAGAUGCCAAAGCUGCCAAGGAGGCCAUGGAAGAUGGAGAAAUUGAUGGAAACAAAGUUACUUUGGACUGGGCCAAACCUAAGGGUGAGGGUGGCUUUGGUGGCCGAGGAGGAGGCAGAGGAGGUUUCGGAGGCCGCGGUGGUGGCAGAGGAGGAAGAGGCGGAUUUGGCGGCAGAGGAGGCCGGGGAGGCUUUGGAGGUCGAGGAGGCUUCCGAGGUGGCAGAGGAGGAGGAGGGGGAGACUUCAAGCCACAAGGAAAGAAGACGAAGUUUGAAUAAUUCCUUCCAUCCUAAUCUUUCCCGAUUCAUUUUAAAGAAAGGACUCUGGGGUUUUACACUGUUACCUGUUAAAAAUGACAGAGCCUUUUAAGGACAUUUCCAGAGGUUUUUUUUCCUACAGUCUUUUUUUUUCUUUUUGCGUUGGGGUUGUAAAAGAAUGUUUAUCAUGUUUUUUUGUUUGUUUUUUGUCUUUUUUUUUUUUUUUUUUUUUUUUGCUUCAGUGACUUUAGGACAAAUUAAAAGUCCUAAGCUCUGGUGCCAGAUUUGUACCUUCCUAAAUGUUCCUUUUGGAAUGAUGCUUAAGAGCUCAGCAAGACCAACUCUUCUAUUCAGACAGAUUCUGAGUAGUGGGGAUUUGAGGUGUGUUCUACUGCUUUCAAGAAUUCCGGCUAAAAAAAGUGAAAAUUAGUUUGAGGGGAGGAAGCACAGCAGUUUCUGAACUGGAAGGUUUGUUGAAGAUGAUGCAUUUGCACCUCAGAUGGUGGGUGUACUGGACAAUUGGUGGUGAGAAACACAUGGAUCAUUGCUGAGAUGGCAGUAAAGUAAAGCCAUACAAGACCUUGUGUCAUAUGUAAUUUUAAUCACAGUUUUUGACUUCCAGGUUAGGCUAAAACUCCUGUUAAAAACAAAAAAAAUAGCAUGUCUUACAGAACCCUUGGAAAACCACAAGGUUAUACGUGGCAACUGUAUAGAUCCUGUGUAGAGAGAACCUGACUGGAAGUUUGUGUAGCUAAAGGAAAGGUGCUCCCUCCAAUAUAUUUAGAAGUACAGUGGCCCUUGGCCUGUGUGUUUAGAAUGGGAUAUACAACUUAUCUCAGUGGUCCAUCAUCCAUCCUCUGUUUUUAAUAACCUGCCCUCACUAUUGGCUUUUUUAAAAGAUCAGGCAGAGCUAACUUGUCUUGAACAAACCCAAAGGCCCUCUGCUCUUAGAACCUUUCAGAUUGGGUAUGUGGUGUGGCCCUCAAAUAUUUUAAAGGUUUAAAGUAUUUACCCUGUGUAGAAAAUAAUUAGGAUGCUAUACACACUGGAUUUGUAUAAUGUGGAUCAGUUUGGUGGGUUCUUUUGCUCUGGGGAGGGGAGCCCUGGACUCUGCUGGCAUUUCUAGGAAAAAGAAAAAUUAACUUAAAACUGGAGGUACUUCAGGGGAGAGAAACAAAUGGUAAAACUGGUGGUAGUCAAAGAGGAACAGGAGGCAGAAGCAGGCACAUCUUCAGCUUGAGACUAUCCUGUACAGAACAAGUUCCAGAGCAGCCAAGGGCUUCACAAAUCCUUACCUGAAAAGCAAAAAGAAAGCCAGACAAUGGUGAUGUAUGUUUCGGUGCUAGCAGGGCAGGCAUGUGCUAAUUUCUUGUGGAGUAAGAAUUCAUGAUAGUUACCUUGCAGAGUUGUCAAAAGUUGCUCUGCCUUACUAUAGGAUGCCUCCCCCCAUUCUAAAUUGGAAAACCUUGCAGCCAUUUUAGAGGAGCGGUAAGCUUCCUUUCUCAUUCUCCAGCUGGUGGCAAUAUAUAAGUGUACAUGAAAACUGAGGGAGGUCCGCAGAUAAACUCUAAACUUGAGUUUUCCAUCUGCUUUUGACCAUACUAGCCUAGUAGUGUGGUUUGUUUCCUAUCUAGGAAUGAUAGUGACUAGAGAUUGCCAAGUCUACUAGUUCUCAGAUUAUUUCCUGAACCUCAAAAAGAUAGGCAAGAUAGAGGAUGGUGACUGACUUAAGGUGUUAAAGGGAAAGAAAAAGCAAAAUCCUGAGGAUCAGGAUUUUUUUUCUCCCAUUUCUUGUAUGUUGGUUUUUUCCUGCAUCUAUUGUUGGUGUGUGUCUCUGUAUGAUUUCUGCCCAUAGAGGCCAGGAGAUUGAGGGCUCAGGUUGACCUGGAACGCACAAGUAAGUUUUUUAGACACUGGGUGCUGGAAGUUUACCCUGAGUCCAUUCAUGGAAGGAACAGCAAGCACUCCUAUCUGCCGAACUAUUUUUGCAGUCCUGAAUUAAAGGCAUGUACCACUACCACCACCACGUCUGGAUUUUGACAUUUUGCAUCCAGCUAAUGGCAAACUACAAUGGCAUAAGAAAAACGCUCUCUUAAAGACAGGAAUCUGCUCUUGUUUGCAGUCCUCUAGAAACCAAAACAAAUGCUCAUAAGUGUUCAGCAAGAGAUAGAACACUAACGAAUACCCACCAUAUAUGUUUAAAUACAGUGCACUAUUUAGUUAGUGGCUACCAGAGGAAAUUUGGUUUUUAAGGCAGGGUUUCUCUAGCUUUGGAGUGUGUCCUGGAACUAGCUGUAGACAAGGCUGGGCUCAAAUUCAGAUCUACCUGUCCCUGUGCUGGGAUUAAAAGCAUGUGUCACCUUGCCCAACUAUGAUAUAUUUUGUCAAAAGGAUGAGUCAGGUGGUGAUGACAAGCAACUUAAAUCCCAACACCCCAAAAAUGAUGGACAAAGUAACCUGGUGCUGUCAGUAGCUUUUCUCCCCUAUCUUUUUCUUUGAACAUUAAUUUGGAUACUUUCUAUUGAUCUGUUUUCUAGUUCACUGGAGACGGGGUUUCUAUGUAGCAUUGGGAGUCUAUCUUGUAGACCAGCCUGGCCUCAAACUCGGAGAGCCGCCUGACUCUUGCCUCCCAAGUACUGGGAUUAAAGGUGUGCAUCACCAACACCCAAUUUAUUUUCUUUUAAUUUAAACAACAUGGAUUUUAUUUAUGUGGGUGUUUUUCCUGUGUUUUCACUAUGUAUACAGUGCCACUGGAGGCCAGAAGAGGGUGGAUCCCCCAGUAUUGGAGUUACAGAUGAGGUUCCCUGGACUCCUAACAGCUGAACUGUCUCUAAAUCCCUGGAGUAUUUUCUAGGCUUUUAAUUCCCAGUUCACAAAACCCUCAUAUUUGUCAUUUAAUAUCUCCAUCUUUUCAUGAAAAUUUCUUUGAAACAUC